This is a messenger RNA of Parasteatoda tepidariorum (common house spider), 10619 nucleotides long. The record is from RefSeq and is a predicted model, not a curated record. Lineage: Eukaryota; Metazoa; Arthropoda; Arachnida; Araneae; Theridiidae.
AUGCCGACUCCAGUGCCGUGGCCAGCUGCGCUAGAUUACGCGGUUGAGGAUCCAUGGCGCGAACAACCCGAUCGAGAUGGUUCCACAGAUUCUCGAUUGGGUUUAAAUCAGGUGAGUUUGCUGGCCAGGGGAGUACGGUUUCAUUAUNCUGUAAACAUUCAACUCUGCCCUACUGGUUACACAGGUGAUGUUCGUCGUAAGUGCGUUGCAAAGACUACGGGAGCAGUUUGGGAAGAGCCUGAUUUUUCAGGCUGUUUUUCUGGUGGAUUCGUCAGCCUCAGGAAAAAGGUUGAAAGUUUACGUUUGGGUUACCUGAUCAGUGAUGCUGGGGCUCUCCUCUCUCGAUUGAAACGAUACCUGAUGUCAAAAAAACCCAAACUCCAUUUCUGUGAGGGAGAACCCAUAGUCGAUGUCCUGCAAGAUAUUUUGAACAUUAAACACGGAGAUAAAGGAAGUCAAGAAUCCUGGCCGACGUUCCUUGAUAUUACAUCAGCUCUUCUGGAAUCCCCCAUUCUUAUUAGAAAGCAAAAGAAACUGACUCAACUUCACGAUUUGAUUUUUGGGUAUGGAUUCCAAUACGCAGAAAAGUCGAAUGCUGUCAGCUUUGAAAUGUUUGAGAGAAAAGUGUUGGCUGUCCAAGUUGGGAAGUUAUCCGGAGAUUUGCAGCAGACUCUGAAAUUGCCAUCUCAAAUGUUCACAGCUGUGAAUAAAUUUUCGGACACUCCACCCCUGCAGUUUGCCUGGAUGACGAAUUCUGUCGAAUUGGAUUUCAGUCAUUUGGCUCAUGAUGAAACUAGAGGAAAUUCUACUGCAUCAGUUGUUGCUGUAUUUUACAAGAAUUUAUCAUCACAUUUACCGCAGAGGUAUUUCACGAAGAGAGGGGUAGCUGAUGUCGAAUAUCAAUUGAUCUCCAGUUUGGUGGGCGUUCGAGUAAGCGACGAUUUGAAUGGAGAGGAAGAUGUUGACGUCAGAAUAUCAUUAAGGAGCUUUAACCACACCUUUGCUAACAAGCAAAGUGAAUGGAACAUAUCUUGCGCCAUGGCAAAUUUCGAAAGUGGCAUUGUACAGUUCACGACGAAUUAUUGUCAUUUAAUUUGGCAAGUAGGAAACGAUAGUAUUUGUCAGUGCCAUAGAUUGGGAACAUAUGCCUUAUUGCUUACUCAUUACGCUCUUCCAAAAGAAAUUCCCAUAGAAGUGAGCUUCGACGCUAUAGCGGGAUCAGGAUGUGCCAUGUGUGCCUUUCUUUUAAUUAUCACAAUAUUCAUUCUUCUUUCGAUUUUAAGGAAAAUGCGUGGGGCUAUUACCGCACUGAAAUUACAAGUAUGCUUAGCUUUAUUGGGAGCUUUUGGAAUAUUUUUAUGGGGAUUACUAAAGCCACUUUCUGAAGAAUUUUUUUCGUACACAGUAUCUUUAAUUCAGUUUUUUCUACUGACUGCCUUUUCUUUACAAUUAUGUAUGGCACUGGUUGUUUAUAUCGAAAAUGUUGAUAUCAAGAACACACAAUAUUCCUUUACAAAAAUUUCAGCUCUUGGAUGGGCUAUUCCUGUGAUAAUAGUUGGAGCUACGUUAGCCGCUCAGAGCUUAGAAGGUUAUGCGUUAGACGGGUGGUGGUUAACGCUAGGAUCGAACUUUUUUUAUGCAUAUACAUCAUCAAUUUUAAUUCUCACAAUGUUUCAAGUUUUAUUGUUUCUUAUUGUGAAAACAGAAAUCAAAAAUUACCGAAAAGUAGCUGAUUUUUUACAAAAUAAAAAACUAAGAUUUGAAAAUAGUCGAAUAACCCUUCUUCAUCGUUCCCUGUUUUUAACAAGUACCCUCCUAUUUAUGUCGAUGUCAAGUAUUUUAUACGUCAAUUACGAACAAAAAAUUUAUGAAUACCUAUUUGCUUCGAGCUCAAUACUUGUAGGACUUGUUGUUUUCUUUAGCUAUACUUUCUGUAGUGAGAAGCAUUUUCUUUUCUGCUGUGUGAAAGUAAAGAGUGAAAAAUCAAUUGAACACGAAGAUUCAGACAUGAGAAGUGGAACGGAUUCAUUUAAGAGUUUUUUGAAACCAGAAAUAGUAGAUGAUCCAUACUCCAGAAAGAUGCACAUAGACGCCGAAAAAAGGGCUGAAAGAAUCAAACGAAUGUACUCCCAAAUAGAAAAAGCCUCACUAUCAGACUCCCUGACGAGCCAUCGAAACGACGCCACGACGGAACUCUUAAAUCCCAACCAGUACCAACAACAACGUCCAGAGUCGUCUGCCGAAGACGGUCACACACCUAUCUUCAAACCCUACCAGCACGCCACCAUCAACAGCGAUAGCCCUCAGCAGUACAGCAAAGACCUGUUCUGCGAUUCACUGGACAAAGGGGAUGGCUAUCCCAAGAUGCAUUGGAGGUACGCCAAUCACCCGCACCACAUCAUGUACGGGUCACCAGGGGGCACCCUCACUAAACAUUCCAAAGACCACCCUGCACCUACGAGUGCAAAGAGACCACUUUUAUUAGAGUCAGACGUAGAUAAUCCAAAGUACAAUGAUUCUCAUCAUCAGGCAGAUUACGGAGCUAGUGGUCAGUAUCCUAAUUUUUCAUCCACGCCAUUCCUACCAUCACAGACUGUCAAAGCAGACAUCACGUGUACAGAAUCCUUCCAUCCGCUGGAGGGCAUUGACGAAGGACUGAAGGGGUCGUGCUUUCUGCAGCACACCGAUUCGCUGGAGACUGUGGUGCACUGUGACGCUACGUCAAAAACUGAAGCACCCCUGAGAACUAUCACCAAAGAUGUGAGUGUCCCGUCACAGUCGUGGAAUAUGACCACCGUUUGAUGUACAGCGUUUUCUAAAGACUACCAUUUUAGUUACUGCAUUUUGCUUGAUUUGAUUUAAAAUGACAUGAAUCUUUAAAAAAAAUGAAUGGGUAAUUUUUAAAAAAAAGAAAUUAUGAACUAAGAGCCGCAUUUUUCGAAACUACAAUCAUAUUUACUCUACUAUUAUGUCGAAUAUAUUGAGAAAAAACAUUACGAUAAAUACAUUAUUUUCUUUUAAAUGAUAAUUUAUUUAUCCAUCUACAUUCCUACGAACCUAAACUAGAUAAAUUUAAACGAAAUAAACCUAUUUUAACCUAAUAUUUCCAUCGUUUUUAAAGCAUCAAUGUAGUAUACUAAUCCAUGGAAGUAUACUGAUCAAUGGAAGUAUACUGGUCAAUGGAAAGACUUCAUUUGAUUCACGAGUGCUUUUAAAUGCAAAAAAUUGGACAUGUUUUGAGCGCUUUUUACCAAAAUGCCAUUCCUUAUUAAACAACUUCGAUUUGUUUGCCCACGAUACAACAUGCAUAUCUGCUUUUUCGCUAAUUAUAUGUAUAUAUUUGGAUGUUUAAAUACACAAAACAAAUUAUUUAUGUAAUUGAUAUUCUAAGAGUAAUGUCAUUGAGAUUAGAUAAAAUCUUUUUUUUUUAAUUCUUAUUGGAAUUGUCCUUAAUUUGUUUAUCAAACUUAAGAUCCUCAUUCACCAAGGGAUUGAGCCAAGAAGAGCGUUAAUUUACAUUCCUCAACUUAAAAGUAACUUUUGGUAUUUCAUGGUUACAUCAUUCCAACAUACUUAACACGUUUGAUUUAAUUUUGUACAUGUUUAGUUAUUGUUUUGUAAAAUAUCCAAAUACCUGGCAUGUGAGAAUCCACAAACAAGAUUGCUGGCAGACACCCCUGUAAGAACAAAACUAUCUAUAACAACAAUUAUAUAUACUAUAUAGCUAUAUAGCUAUACAACAGUAAAAGUAAAACUAUAUGUAACAGUCAUAUAACAACCUUUUUCCAAUGUUGAAAUAUAGAACAUUGUUCAAAUUUACGCGUAAAUGUUAUUUGAUAUUACGUCGAAAAUUUUCAACAAGGUUCCAAGAUUUAGGAUCAUGUUGUACCUUGAACCUAUUUUUCUUGUUGUACCUUGAACCUAUUUUCCUGGAGUGCAUGGCAGUGUUCGUUCGCCAAAAAAUUUUAAUAAUACAGAAACGUAUAAUCUAUUUCUCACAAAAUUUCUAAGCUAUUUGUAUAUUUUCUGCCAGCGUAAAAAAAAUGGAAAGUGAAAAUUGUUCCAAGAUACACCACGUUCCCCCUUUUAUGAAGCAAAUGAAGUCGUUCCAUUGACAAUUUCUCAGGAUUAUUUAAUUCAUCUAUGCAGAGUAUGCCGUUAUUACUGCCCUUAAUAUAUAUUUUUCAAAAAUAAAGUCCAAACAUUUUUUAUCAAAAAUGAAGUCAAAGCAUAGUGCAUAUUAGUAUUAAAAUUAAGAUUCAUAUUUAAUCCAAAAUUAGUGUCAAAAGAAAGGAGAAAACAAAAACUCUAACGGAUUCUAACGAACCAGUAUCGGGAAAGAAAGAACUGAUGAUAUCAAAACGUGUUUGCUUGCCUGAGGAAGCAGGGGUUGAAAAGCAAUUGUUAGAGUACCUCCAAGUUUAAUCAGGCAAUCAAACUAUUUUGAUGCUUUAACCACUAACUCUUUCGUAAGCGAUUCUUAAUAUGCAUACGUUUUUAACUUCAUUUCUGACAAACAUUCUAAAAAUAUAUCUUAAGGGUGGUUUUUGCUAAACACCCUGAUUAUUUAAGUUUCGUUACAAUAUAAUUAUAUAGCUACAACGAAACGAUUUGUCUUAUAAAAGUGAUUGAAUUAUUUUAUCCCUAAUAGCAUUUAUAAUUGUUAAGUUCUUCUAACAGUGUUAGUUGAGGAGACGAUACUGGAAUUGAAAAUUCUGAAUUAGGGUUGAGGAAAUUUUUAAUAUAAUUUUAUCCAGUCGUCGUGUUCUCUAAAACAAUUCAAUAAAUGCCUCAACAGCUUAAAAUGGCCCAUUUAUAAUUCUGACUGUUUUUAUUCAAAAUAGCUAAUUACAAAAUUUAUUUACGACAUACUUCAGACAUGCUCAUUUAUUUGCUGUUUUUCUUUUACUUUUGGACAAUUUAUUUCAAUAUGAACAGCCGAAUUACUGUUGCUUCUCGAUAUAAGUAAACAAUGUAAUAAUAAUUUAACAAUGUUAUAUAAGCAAACAAUGUUAAUAUCUAGUCAAAUUUUUAGCCCUUUGGGUGUUCUGAAACAGUUUGUACAUUUCUUAGUUUGUUUACAUUUUUUUUCUAUUCAAUUACAGGAAAAUACUCAGGUGAAAGUUUCGAUUUAUAACUCAAAGGGCUAAGCGUAAUUAAGAAUUGUGAUUUUUCAACCUCUUAUAUUGUGACAAUUCACCCAUCUCUUAACUGUGUCACAAACUGUUAAUUCGAAUUCAAUAAUUCAAACACAAGUGUUGCAAUAUGAAUUGCCCAUUUUAAACAAAUAUGCUUUUCCUUUUUGUUAAUAAUACUGUCUUUUAAAAAGUGCAACUGAACUGUUUUUGUUUACCAAAUGCUCCGUUUAUUAAAAAACCGUAAGAACCCCUGCGGUUUUAGGUGUUCUACGUUCAGUUUAACGCUAAGUUUUGUUUUUCGCGAAUUAUGAACUUAAAUCUAAACACUUACCCUGAAAUUUUUAAAAACAUUAAAAAAGAACUUAAUUCAAGCGAGGUAAAAAACAGUGUCCAAUUUCAAUUUACUAUAUAUCGAUAAAUUUAAUGUAUAUCGUUAACAUCGUCGUAUAUAUAUCGUCGAUAAAUUUAAUAUAUAUUUAAUAUAUAUCGUGAUAAAUUUAGUAUAUAUCAUUAACGAGAAAAACUAAUUAUUUAUGUCUUCUUAUUGUAUCACAAAUUCUUCACUCCUGAGUUUAAUUUUAUUUAUAUUUUAUUUACAGAUUUUAUUUUAUGUACGGAUUAUUUUUAAAAUCCGAAUAAUCGUUUAUUUAGUAACGAUAUACAUAAUAGCAAAAUGUUCUGACGUAAAAUUAAAAUAAUUAUAUAUUUUAUUAACAAAUUUAUCUUUGUUUCUUUUUUUUUUUAAAUAUUUCGACUUUUAAAGGAAAAAACAAUGAUAAAUGAGAAAUAGGGGUGGAGGUAAGGGGUCAGUCAUGGGCCGUCACAGCAAUGCGAUAUGGAAUGGAAAAAAAAGACAUCAAAUUUAACUAAAUAAGUUAUUUUGCUUAUGAAUAAAUUUUUACAACUUAAGUGUCAUAAUUUAUUCAAAACAAAAGCAGCUCAGUUGCAUUAGUAUGGGAUAUGAUUACUAUGUAUAGCUAAAAACUUUUAAAUUUUUUUUAAAAAUUUUAUUUUUUUUAAAUAAAAAAAAUUUUUAUUCUUCAAAAUGUUGUUUAACUUCCCACGCAUUCUUAAGUAAUAAAUUUUAAAUUAUAUAAAUACUAUGGUAGUACUAAAUCAUCGUGUAUGUUAAACAAAAUAUAAAUUUAAUAUUAAAGCGUUAAUUUUGGAACUGCGUAAAAAUACUUUACAAAAAAAUGUGUAAAGUCUUAACAGCUGUGCCCUACGUAUUCUUUUUAUUUAAUAAAUAAAUGUCAUAUUGUAUUCAAAUCAAAUCAGUCAACAUUUAAAUUCGUAAAACUCCGUCCUUUGAAGAAGUGCAAACAAAAGUGCUUAUUUCUUUCCAAAAAUAUAUUCAAUAUUGGCAUUCAAUUUUUCUUUUAAUUAAAAAAAGUAGAGAUAGAAAUCACUUAAAACAGAUUAAAUAUUUUAUUUUAAAUCAAUAAGUCAAUCAUAUUUUUUUUUCAGUUUUUAAAAUUGAUUUUUUUUUAAAGUUGCUGUCUCAUUUAUGAGGAAAAACGUCGCUUGCUUCUGUCUAAAGUAAUUUAAAAAAUUUCCAAAACGGCGUUGAAUGUAAUAAAAUACAGGGUGUUAAAAAUUUAAAUAAUUUUCACGCGGGCUUGCACAACGAAAGCCCCCUUUAAAAAUAAGAUUUCUGGUCCCAAAUUGCUCAUUUUGUCUCUUGUUAUUGCAUUAUUUUCCUACGACUUAGCGAUGUAACAGUAAUUACAUUUUGCAUACGUUCACUAACUUUAUUUGUUGUAAAAUGUAAAUAUUUGUUUUUCGGUAUAAGCAUUCAUAUAAUUUUAAAUAUAUAUUUAUAUUUCGCUUAUUGAAAUUGAGGCUAUAGCAACAGCUUUAAUGAGGCAUUGUGAACACUAUUGCCAAUCUAACUCUAAAACAAAUCAUGCGUACAUUUUUUUACUAUAAAGUAUUUAAAAAUGUCAUUUUUAAAACUUGCUGUGAAUCUAAUUUCAUCUGUAUAUUCGUUGGAAUGAUCUAUAUGUCAUAAGUAAAUUGAAUAACUUUACAAAUAGCCGCUUUCAAUUUGUAAAACGACAGGCCAUUAGAAAAAUAUCCACUACUUCAUUAUUAGCCUGACGCAUUUUAGGCUUAUGGCUGUAAGCUUUUAGGUUAAUUAGAAUAUUCACCGCUCAAUUAACCAAAUUUUUUUCCGGCCAUGAACCCAGAGUAUUUAUUUUAAAUAGCCUUAUAAAAGGCUUAUUACAAUAGGUCCAAACAAAUUAAUUUUGAUUGAAUUCUUAGCAUAUUUAUAAAAGUACCCUUUGUGAGCAGAAUACACGUUACACAAUUUCCUCACACUCCACACUUUUCCCCUAAUCGUUACCAUGGUUACCGGCAAGUCCAUUGCCGAAAUCACUGUAAUAAUGUCCUUAUUGUAUUUACAAAAAGUGUAGGCAGGUUGUUAAGAGCCUAAAACGAAUAAAAAAUAAUUACUUUUCCAAUUAGUUUAGGGCAUUGCAAAAUACUGGCAACAUUUGCAAAGAACUGGAUUUUUUCAUUUAACUUAUGGCAUAUAUAAAUCACCCAACAAAAUAAAUAAUUAUAAACAGUAUUAAACAUAUCUGCUCAAUGUGUAUUUAUAUAUCUUGUAUGUUUACAUGAAAUUUCACUUAUUUCAAACGAUGUUUUUUAAGAAUGCAUAACGUAACAGUGGUUAAGAACUCGAUCAAAAAAUCUAUCCUAUACUCAAUAAACAUUGAGAAACCUUACUCGUUCUACAGUAUUAUAUUUUAGAUUUGUAAAUAUUUUAUAUACUUUGUUGAAUUUAGAUCAUAAUUUAUAUAAUAACGAAGGUUGUGUAAUAGAUGCUAUGUUACAAUGAAACUGAAUUUAAUGUCGUCCGUCCAACUUUUUUUGUUGUUCUUUUUUGUAUGUACUUUGGCAUGGUGCAAUUAUCCAUUCCUUUAGCUUUAUCGUUAUUUUAGAAUGUGCUAAAAGUUUAGUUUUUAUGAGUACAAAGCCGCCAGUCACUUACUUAUAACAUUGAAGUGUGAUGCAUCGUCUUUAUUUUUUAAAUAAAUUGUUUGAGUUGCAUCAUCAAAACUAAAAAGGGACAUCGGCUUGAAAAGAUACAAGUUUUUUUUUUGUUUUCUUUAGAUCUUUGCAAGGGGUCAUUCAAAUACUGCGUUACUGCCUAAUUUAUGGGCCUAUUUUGUUUAUUUUUGCCCGAGCAAUGCAAUAUAUAGUUCGUUCACCAGAAGUUGGCACUUGGCUCCACAUCCUCGGAUGAAGAGUUCACUUCAGCGCGGGAGUAAGAGGAGAAACGUCUCCGCGCUUGAAAUUGAGACUACCCUUAAUGCGAGCCAUACGCAAAAAGUUAUUUUUCAAACACAUACUUCGCUAUUACACCUUUCGUUGUUCUAGCUAAUUAAAUAUAUUGCAGCAAAAUGUCUCGAAAAGGACAAACUAUUCACUCAAAUGAGAGAAAUAUCAUCAAAUUUAUGAAAUAUUUAAUGUUAAAAAAAUGCGCAUAAAGAUUGCUAAAUUAAUGAUUUUGUCAUACUAUAGCCAAAUAGCAACCUUGUUCAGGAUUGAACGAAUAGUAUUGCCGGAUACCACGUGAUUAAGUGCCAACUAUUGGUGAACGAACUUUUUAGUGUCUUAGGACUACCUGGUCUUUUUAAUGACUUCUCCGCGGGGGAUUCUUUAGUGUCUUACGGCUGAAAGAAAGGAAUAAAAUCAACUUAUUUUGUGCGUAUUACGAGAACAAGGGGUAUGAACUAUGUUUAUACGAAAUGCUAAAUUCUUUUUAGUGUCAUGACGAAUGAAAUAGAUUUAUUUUUAGUGUUCUCUGACUUACGACAAAAAAAAAGGUUCUAAGUAGUAACUUGCUUUCAUUAUUAUGAAAUUACUCAUAAAUUAUUAAAGUAAUUAAUUUUAGAAAAAACAUAUUUUGACAACAAAAAAAAACCUUAUGUAAGCAUUGGGGAAAACGAUAUUCUUAUUUUUUUUUAAACUUUCUUAAUAUUUAAUCUUCCUUAUUUCGAAAGAAUUAGAAAAAUCACUAACAAUAUGCUGACCUAACCUUUGAAUGGCCCCCAAUUACCGGGAUAAUUGUUGCAUUCAUCGAUAAUUUAUUUAAAAUCACAAUUUUUACAAAACUUUCGAAAACAAUUUUAAAGAGUUUUUUUUUUAAUUGCAAGCAUAUAAAUGGAAAUAUGAAUUGAAAAAAAAAAUAGAAACAUGAAAGUAGAUUUGAAGUUUUUACAUUUUGGUAAGUUUAUCUUGUUAAUGUAAACUUAUUGCAUUCUCAUGUAUUAAUAGAUGCAUCAGUUUGAGUUUUGUACGUUACAGUGACUUGUAAUUAAAGUACUUAAAAUCAUUUAAAUUAUACUCCCCUUUUGAUUGAACCAGGAUGAGAUUCGCCAUUUUAUUUUUUUUAUCAUGAAAAUUGUGAUAAAAGUUGUUGUUUUUUAUUAGUUUCAAUCUUUUACAUCUUACUCGAUUUUGCCUCGUGAACGGCUAACAUAACUUCAAAUAUCUUCAAUUCGAAUAUUUUCAAGAUUUUUUAAAUCAUUUUUCCAUGAAACUUUAAUUUUGCGACUGCUGUUUUUAUUUAAUAUUUGCGAAUGUUUUACUCAUUAAAACCAAACAUAAUAUUUGCAAGAAAAAUUUUAUGAUAUAUCUAUUAAAGUGAUUUUUUUUAUGAAAUAAUAUGUUCUUUUUACGUUUCAUCGGUUGUCCCGAAAAUAAUCGAAAAUUUUAAAAAUUCAAUUAAAGAAAAACAAGGAUAGAAAUGUACGAUAUCUUUCCAUCUGCACAAAAACCAAAUAAUUGAACUUUAAGUUUUAAAAUUAGUUAGUAUUAAGUUUAUAAACAGUACGUGAAAAUAUAAGACAAUAUAUAAUAUUCAAAAUAACUACCUUUAGUAGUCAUAUUGAGGACAAAAUUAAUAAACGCCCAUUUAAAUACUUCAGUUGGAACAAUUAGAAAAAUCGGUUUAAAGCUUUUCCUGCCAUCUGUUGACGAAACUUGAAACUAAUUUUGAAAUUUGUUGAUAAAAAAAGAAAAAACCUAUUUUCUCAAGUAGGAUAGAGCAAAUCGCAUAUUUUUUUAACCGAUUUUCAAGUCGUUUAUUACUUUUGGAAUUCCGUUAAGUUAAUAGUUUCUUUAACUAUCUACCACUUUGGAAAAAAAACUAGCUGGGUGAUUAGGAGCUAGCUUAUAAUUCGGAACUUUUCAAAUACAGAAUACCAAAAUUUAAUAAACGACUUUUUUUUUUAUCAUAUCAAUCUAUCUGAUUAUUUUUGUUUGUAUUUUUUUUAUUAAAAUUUAUUUAUACUCAUUGUAUUUUAUAUGAUCAAACCGAUGUCCUUUUUUAAAUUUUAUUCAGUGCAUUUUCUUAUAAGUGCAAAUUUUUGAACUGGUCGAAUGAAAUAAUUUAAGUCACAAAGAAUUAUGUGUUUUGUUUGAUUUUGUAAAGAGAUUAUUAUGAUUAAAUGUAUGUGAAAUUUGUAA